AUGAUUUCCGGGUUCUUUCUCAGCUACUCUAGCUUGUGCCCUGAGGGGAGGCUCCACAAUCUCCACCUGGCAUCCUUCUCCUUUGCGAAGGGUGCCAGCAUCCGUGGCCCGGCGGAGCAUGACACGGUCCGGUUGCUGUUGGAUGAGAUGCUUCUGGAUGGCUUUGUCACCCAGGGUGAGCCGCUGCUGGUGACCCAACCAGCAGAGCUCUUGGCUGAGCUCACGGAGGCUCUGGCUGUGAAGAUCAAAGUUCCUUGGAAGGGUGGCCUCCAACCUCUGUCCAUUGGGUACUUCAAAGGAAGGACACGAGUGAUGGUCCUUCUGGCAAUCCUCGCGGUGGCCAAGGAGAUGAAGAUUGAUUUGGCAGAGGCUCACCCAAAGUUCUUCCGGAGCCUGCAAACUGUGUUGGCACACCGGGUGCAGCUGCCGUCGAAGCGAGACGAACUCUUGGGGAACUUCAAACUGUCAGUGCGAGGUUCCAUUCGCAAAGCGCCCAACGUGGUGUCAGAGGCUCAUUUGCUAGGACAGUUGUUGGGUAGCAAGGCCCAAGCUGUCAAAAACAUUUUGAACAAUGUUCCUGCCAAAUGCCUCAAGCUCAUUGUGGACUACACUGUGGAAGUGGGCUACGAAAACACCCCGUGGUUCCGGAGCAAUGCAGGGCAAGUGUGGCAAACCAGGGGCAAGGUCACGCCAGAAAGCUGUGAGGUUUUUGUGUCUGCCCUCAUUGCGCAGAGCCGGAAGACGCCGGUAAAUUUGAUUCGCAAACUCGAUCGGGCUGGAUGGGACAGACUGGCGGAAGAGAGUGCCUGUGUAUCUGCGAUGGGUAUUGAGGUGCAGGGGAUUCUUCCAAUUGAUGAUUCUGCCCUACGAGGCGCCUGGCACAACUUGUUCAUUGCGGGUGACAAUGGGGUGGUGAUUGAAGUGCAGAGCUGCAUCCUGUCAAGGACAGUUGCAAUCCGUGAUGUGCCUAGCCUCAACCGCUUGAUCAAGGAACACGCAGCCAAUUGCCCAGUGCCAGCAAAGGCCACAGUGGCCACGAUGAAUCAGCUGGAGAGAGACUCCUUUGAUCUUCUCGAGAAGCAGGUCCAGUAUGACUUGCAGGCGUUGAGGAUUGCAAAGUCAAAGAGGUCGACCUGGGAAGCUUCGAUCUACCAUGUCAAGCUCCAACAUAAGCUUGACCAGCAUGCGAAGUCGAGGGCAGCCGCGCAGUGGUUCUUUGAAAACUUUGUUCAAGUCAUCCAUGGGGAUUGCAGCGAUGACUUGAUGAGGCAAUUCCAACUGCAUCGGGGUGAGACCAUCAGCAGGUUGAGGCUGGAGGCGUCAUCCUGUGCAAACUUUGUGUUUGUCAACUGGUUGGCCCCAUGCACGAUCAAGAACUCAGUCAUGUCCGGCCAAUCGGCCUUUGUCGCUGCCAGCAUCUUGGGGGAGCCACGGAACUUUGGUGCUGCCCUGCUCCCAAUCUUCAGCUACAAGAAGGGGCAACUCUGGAUGAUUGAAGCUGGAGCUAUUCGAUCCCUGGCAAUGUCAGGAUUGAACGUAGACAGUUGCUGGAACAUGUGCUUUCACAAGAAGGUGGACACCCGCGAUGGUAGACCAUGCAACUACCCUGGCAGGGUGCUGCUGCACCCGACAUUGAAGGACAAGAUGUGGCAGAAUGUGGCUCUGUUGCGGACUGGCAGAACUGAGCCCUGCGACAUGCUGCAUAGCCGCGACAUGCUGUCCAUAGAGGAUGUGAGCGCCGACGCGCUGCCGUCCACUGUGGACGAUGAUGCAGCAACUGUUCAAGGAGCAAAGAAGUAUGAGCAGUUCGGAGAGCAAGCCGGCCAGAAGCUGCUGGACAGCAUUCUGGAUGGGCUGCAGAUGGAGUCCAACGGCUGUUUGUUCAUCGUAGACGUCAAUGCUGGUGUGGGUGGCCUUUUCGAUGGGUACUUGUCAAAGCGGGGGGGCGUGCAACUUCAACUUGCAGUAUGUGGCGGUGAUGAGUGA
Durusdinium trenchii is the source of this 1986-nucleotide messenger RNA. The record is from the annotation of a GenBank genome assembly. Lineage: Eukaryota; Dinophyceae; Suessiales; Symbiodiniaceae.